Durusdinium trenchii is the source of this 924-nucleotide messenger RNA. The record is from the annotation of a GenBank genome assembly. NCBI's taxonomy places the organism in Eukaryota, Dinophyceae, Suessiales, Symbiodiniaceae.
AUGCUGAAUGCCGUGGAGGGAGAUGUCAAGGAAGGUCCUCCCUCGGAAGCUGGACCAACAGGUCGGCCCUCGAGCACACCGGAGCCCUCCCGGAAGACGCCUUCGCCAAGUCUUCCGGACAAAAGUGGCUUUCAGGCCUUGUCCACGGUGACAGCACCGCCGAAGUUCAGCUUUGCAUCGAAGAUGCCACAAGGCAAGGAGAAGUUCAAGAUGCCUGGCCCUGGGAGUUACAUGCACGACCGGGACUUCAGCUCCAAACAUCAAACUCAGCCGAGCUUUGGCUUUGGCACCGGCACCCGGAAGACCCGCGUGGUCAACCAGGCUCCAGGCCCAGGCACCUAUGAAGAGCCAGGCACUUUAGGAGACGCCAAGAUCUCUUGCACUCCCAGGAGGGAAGCGCCUCAAGCCCGAGGCAAAGCUCCGGGGUAUGAGGUCACCGUCUUCAAGGCCCGGUCCGGCUUCAGCUUUGGUACAGCCCGGCAAAGGGCCCGGCUACCGGCAGAGUUCGAGGCGGUCACGCCGGGGCACGAGAUCGCCGACGGUCAGGGCUGGUGGGUGAAUGCUGAGCCCACGAAGCGCUUGAGCUCUUUCUGCAGCUGGCGCGGGGUGUGGGCACAUGUCCUGCUGAGCUUUGGCAGCCAAGUCCUGUUGAACAUUUGUUCCUCUGGUGUCCAUGUGGCAGUGCUAGGUCCUGAAGGCCCUGAAAUCGAAGUGAAGAGCUUCAAUGCGUCAGACGUUGAAGAAGCAAAGGCUUGGGCAUCUGCUCUGCCAGAAGGCCGACAUUGUGUGUUGGCUGCUGCUGGCGAAGAUCUGCUCACACUGGGUGUGCUCAGCGAGGAGGCACGGACGAGACGGGAUGUUUCAAAAUCCCUAUGCCGACAAUGCCGAUGCCGAUGCCGAUGCCAAGCGGAGACGUGUUGGUGA